AUGGAUCCCAACGCUGGAUAUCCCCCUGCGUAUCCCAUGCCGAGCCAGACUCCUCCGAAUCAAAUGCCCUUUUACCCUAAUUCGAUGCCCCAAUAUCCCCAGUCCAAACCCCCAAUCCCGCCGGUGCAGCACCAACAGCAUUCCUAUGGUGCGAUGCCGAUGCAGGCAGGCGGCCCCGGAGGAGCUAUGAUGCCCGCCGGCUUUCCCCCACAAACAUCCGUCACAAUGGACGCGUUCUCGUCGCAAUUCUCUCAGACUCCUCUUCCUCCCAAUAUGACACCUUUCUCUCAACCAGGUGUCGUGCCCAACGGGCCGUCAGUUGUUCAGCAGGCCUUCAAUCAAAACAUGGCAUCCAUCCAGCAGAGUUCUUUGCUCGCAAACCAGCCCAAACCAUCACAUUCAAAUUCGCCUCAAGUUAUGCAACCCGAGACUCCGAUGCAGACCCAACCUCCCAUCCAAACCCAAGCCCAGGCGCAAAUGCAGGCUCAAAUGGCGGCGCGCGAAAAGGCACGGGUCACUGUACUGCUUGAUAUCAACUCCGCUCUGCUCCAGGAAGUCGUCAACCUGCAAGCAUCGAACAAAGCAGGCACUCCUUCACCGGGUGAUGCCAGUGCAUCUCCGUCCGAUCCCAGUGCCGAUGCGGCGAAAGCUCACGCCCUCAAACCAAGCUCAGAAUACAUCGAGUGCAUGCGCAGACUGCAGGUUAACUUGGCUUAUUUGGCAACGAUAGCCGAUCGGGCCAAAAAAUCCGGUGGUGUAGCCCCUCAAGCUCCCGCAAUCAUGACUCCUCCGCCUCAUCUGCCGGCCGUUCAUGAGCUGUAUGCUAGAUUGAAUGAGCUAUUCCCUCGAUCAGGCAAAGGCUCAACUCCUCAAACACUUAGUCCGGGUGGUAUGCAGGGUAACGGUGGGCCCAGUCCGUCGCCGCUCACGGAAUCGGGAAUUUGA
Penicillium diatomitis is the source of this 945-nucleotide messenger RNA. RefSeq lists its product as uncharacterized. The record is from RefSeq and is a predicted model, not a curated record. The transcript is spliced from 2 exons. Bases 1 to 945 code for a protein of 314 amino acids. NCBI's taxonomy places the organism in Eukaryota, Fungi, Ascomycota, Eurotiomycetes, Eurotiales, Aspergillaceae.